AAUCUCAAGUCUAAUAUGCAUUUGAGGAACGAAAGAAAUGAUGAUCAUCCGAACAUCAUCUAUCUUUGCUUUCUUAGUACUGCUAAUGAUCGAAUCAGCAGCAGGCCAGGUUCUGGCGAAGCCUGGUUGUCAUCAAAAGCUUUGUGGGAAUGUCAGCAUUCCAUACCCCUUUGGAAUCGGAACAGAUUGCUACAUGAAGGAAUGGUUUGAGGUCUCCUGUGAUAACGCUACCACACCUCCUAGGAUAUUCCUAAACCUAACCAGCGAAAAAAUAGAGGUACUGUAUUUCUCUCUUGUUCCCAGCUUUAUUAGCGUCAAACUACCCGUAAACUGCACGAACUGUGACAGAACCUUGGCACGUUUGAAUCUUGCUGGAAGUCCUUUUAUGUCCGUCUGGUCAACGUUAAACUUGGAGGAAUAUGUUCCAGGCGUGUUAGAAUGGGCGAUUACUGAUGAGGAUGUAACACAAUUACGACAUACAAAUGAGAUUACAUUUAAUUGUUUCGAGUUUCAUGGUCCUAAUGAUACUAUUGGUUAUGGUCAGUUUGAUGGUACUAUUGGUUAUGGUUAUUACAACGAUUCCUACUUGUUUUUCCCGUAUAAUUUAUCUUCAACGUCCUGGAACGCAAGUCAACGAUGUGUUUGUGAACGUGGAUUUGAAGGCAACCCUUAUCUACCUCAUGGAUGUCGCGGUGAACUUCAAUCUCCACUUUUUCUCUAGUUAUAUCUGUGUCUCGUUUCUUUUAUUUAUAAUAUUUAUUAUUUAAUUUUUUUACAAUAAUCUAUCAACUGGGCUUUGUUUCUUUUAUUUAUAAUAUUUAUUAUUUAUUUUUUUUUACAAUCAUCUAUCAACUGAGUUUUGUUUAAAAACCAUUAAACAUUAUAAGUUUUA
This is a messenger RNA of Rubroshorea leprosula, 892 nucleotides long. The record is from the annotation of a GenBank genome assembly. Lineage: Eukaryota; Viridiplantae; Streptophyta; Magnoliopsida; Malvales; Dipterocarpaceae.